CAUUGAAGCAGCGGCCGCCACGGGGGGAAGACCUAAUUGCAAAGGUCUCCUCCAGCCUUCGUCUGAUCUGUUUCUGAACACCCAAUUUUGCCAUAGCUGACGGUGAGAGGUCAUUCCUACUGGGUAUUCAGCCAAGCAGCCACGACUGAAUCCUGACGGCGUUGAGUACCGAGCGAAAAACACCAUGUAUCAGGUCCCCGUCGGAAAUUCUAAGGGGAAAGAUGAGCAGUGCGGGCAUGUAGGAGAGGUAAGAAGGGAGGUCAGCUCAACGACCACCGCCACGAGCCUUCCCGAUGAGAAAACGAACACAGAGAAGGACAAGGAGACACUGUUGGAGCUGGAGAGUCGAGAGGAUAAGCGGUCUGGCACCAAGGAGGACGCACAGGCACGGCUGAACUGGGCCAACAAACUACAGUUUGUGCUGUCGUGCAUUGGCUAUUCUGUUGGUCUGGGUAAUCUAUGGAGAUUCCCUUACCUGUGUUAUAAGAGCGGUGGAGGCGCAUUCCUAAUCCCUUACUUCACAAUGCUGUUCGUGUGUGGCAUCCCCCUGCUCCUCAUGGAACUGACGGUGGGCCAAUUCACGCGGAGGGGCCCCGUGGGAGCCCUCGCCAAACUCUGCCCCUUGCUGAAAGGAGCUGGAGUAGGAACCGUGGUGAUGUCUUUCCUGGUGGGGACUUACUACAACAUCAUCAUGGCGUGGUCCAUCUUCUACACCAUCCAGUCUUUCACUGAAGAUCUGCCGUGGAAGACCUGCAACGCUACCUGGGCCGACACUUGUUUUGACGAAUAUGGCGCCAACGUCACAGCACCGAACGAUAGCAAGUCAGCCACAGAGGAAUAUUUUGACAAAGUCGUUCUGCAACGGAGUGAGGGGAUAGAGGCGAUGGGGUCUGUCAGGCUGGAGCUGGCGCUGGCUCUCGUGGCCGCCUGGAUCUUGGUCUACUUUUGCAUCUGGAAGUCCAUCAAGUCGUCUGGAAAAGUUGUGUACGUGACGGCGACCGUUCCGUACCUUCUGCUCGGUGCUUUUCUCUGGCGAGCACUGACACUUCCGGGAGCUAAUAAUGGGCUCCAGUACUUCUUUAAACCUCAGUGGGAGCUGCUUCUGGAUGCCCAGGUGUGGGUCAACGCUGCUGCUCAGAAUUUUAACAGCAUUGGUAUUGCCUUCGGAUCGCUAAUAGCAUUUGCUUCCUACAAUAAGCUUGACAACAAUAUCGUCUUGGAUACGUGGGCCAUCUGCCUUACCAACGCGUUCACGUCCCUUUUGUCUGGGAUGAUUGUGUUCUCAACCCUUGGAAACAUUGCCCUGGAACAAGGCAAAGAUAUUGACGAUGUUGUCGCCCAAGGUCCAGGUCUGGUGUUCACAGUGUACCCUCAAGCGCUCGCCAAGAUGCCAUAUGCAGCGGUGUGGUCCGUCCUCUUCUUCUUCAUGCUUCUUAUCUUUGGUCUGGACUCACAGUUUGCCAAUGUUGAGGUUAUUAUUACUUCUCUUCAAGAUGAGUUUCCAAAGUGGAUCAAGAAGCACCUGAAGCACCAUGAGUUUCUUGUUAUGAUUGUAUGCUUCGUUUCUUUCAUCUGUGGUCUUCCGAAUGUAAUGGAGGGAGGCAUCUACUUUUUCCAGCUAAUUGACUACUAUGCAGCAUCCGUUUCUCUCAUGUACGUGGCCUUCUUCGAAAUAAUAGCUGUGGUGUGGAUAUACGGCGCUGGGAGAUUAGCUGAAAACCUAAAGGAAAUGACCGGAAAACUACCGUCGCUUUAUUUCCGUUGUUGUUGGUCCUUUGCUGCUCCCGUGCUCAUUUUUGCAAUAUGGAUAUUUUCUCUUGUUGACUACAAAGACCCAACGUACGAUAAUGGCAAAUAUAAAUAUCCAAACUGGGCGAUUGGCACUGGUUGGAUAAUUGCGUCCUUGUCCAUUCUCCCGACUCCAAUCCUCGCUGUGGUUGAAAUAACCAGGUCUAAAGGUUCCACCCUCUGGGAAAAAAUUAAGAGUGCCACACGUCCUAAAAUAGAGCAGUGCUCCUGCUGUGCAAGAACCCACACCUGCCUGAACGGAAGUUAUUUUCCAAGGGAAGGGGUUCGUGAUCAAAUGAAGCUGGUAGCGUGUGAUUACCCUUUGGCUGAAAACAGAGGAACUGUGGCUCCAAAUCAAGAGAAUGGAAUGAAUCUAACAGAAACCUAUGAUAGACUAGUGUGAGAUAUUAAAAAAUGGACAGCAAUCGACAAUACCUUCAGUCUCUAAUUAGGUCGAAGAGCCGAACGUGAACUAGAAUAAUUUUGGAUGUUUGAAGAUGUCGCCUAACGAGUCAACAUUCAAGGGCUACUCAUAUUUUGUGUUCAUAUGAGUUAGAAUCCCUUUCUAACACCAAAAAAUGUGUAGAUAUUUUUUCAUAGUGUGCAUUUCAAUGAACUAAGUGAUUCUGAGACUGACAUACAGUGUACAAUAAUUAGAUAUUGCAUCUUUCUUUCUGUUGCAAUGUUAUGCAUUGCCAAACACAGAACAAACAAUUAUUUUACCUCUUAUGACCUUUCCUUUGAAGCAAAGAUCGGAAUCACAUUUGUUUCAAGAAACAUGAAACAAGUAUCAAGUUCGUGGGACUGCUGGCUACAAUCGCUGUCCUCUUUUAGUCGAUCUUUUGCUAGCCAUUUUUUCCAGGUUCCAUGAGUUCAAAGCAUAGUUUAUUGCUUUAAGGGGUUGUGAUGUCUUAUUUGACACACAUAUUUAAUGCAUGUUUCUGCCCUAUGGCAUCUGAUACCAUAUAGCUUUGAUAACUGAUUUACUUUGUCAAGUGGCAUCCCUUCCUUCAGUGGUGUUUCCCCAGAUCACAACAUGUGAGGGCUACUGUGUAACUCAACCCAGGUGAAUUACUUUGGUGACCACCAUAACAUCCUGUUUUAUAUAUUUUUUUCUUCAGCCAGGUAAUAAGUUUGUUACAGAGCAAAUAACUAUGCUAUACACAAAAAGAUAUAGUAGUGAAAAGGGUAAAGAGAGGGGAUUAGUUGAUGAUUAAAUGUGCUAGUCAAAAGUCGUAUAACAGUUCAGAAUAACAUAUCACUGAAAGGGGCAAAAAGGGGUGAGGGUAGAGAGGGUGAGUAAAUGGGCUAAGGUAGGAAUUAACAAGGGUGAUUAGAUCUUAGAUCACAGUUUUAGCAAGAAGACAAUCCAGGAAUGGAAGUGGGAUGAUGUAGAUAAAGCAGGAGGGAAUGGGAUGUGUUGGGAUGGAGUGGAAGGAAGGGGUUUAAUGGGAACAUGAGUAAGAGGAGGAUGGAUGUAGACAGUCAUUUUGAGUGUUGAGAGAAUGGGUGCAAAGAGAUUGGAGGAAGGGUAAGGUGUAGGCAUGUCAUCUUGGGUCAUGCUUAGAUGAUUAGCAGAGCAAAGGACAGCUCUGGAGUAGUAAGAGAAAAACCUCAUACGUGUGCUUCUUGUCUUACCUCAUGCAGGGGCAGAUCCAAAACUAUUCUGAAGGGGAAGCAGUUGAUAAAGGGGGGCCCUUAUAAACCUUAGGUAAUUGAUUGAUAUUGUACCAUCACUAUGUUGCUGUAGGAAAUCGGUUUAGUUUACACCGUAGGUCAUGCUCACUUUGAGUGGUUUGAAAA
Molecule: messenger RNA, 3591 nt
Organism: Penaeus chinensis
Lineage: Eukaryota; Metazoa; Arthropoda; Malacostraca; Decapoda; Penaeidae
Product: sodium- and chloride-dependent GABA transporter ine-like
Exons: 13
Coding region: 185-2191 (668 amino acids)
Biological process (GO): sodium ion transmembrane transport
Cellular component (GO): membrane
Source: RefSeq, a predicted model, not a curated record